Molecule: messenger RNA, 891 nt
Organism: Adineta steineri
Lineage: Eukaryota; Metazoa; Rotifera; Eurotatoria; Adinetida; Adinetidae
Source: the annotation of a GenBank genome assembly
AUGUAUGUGACAGCAAAAAAUAAUUUUAAAAACAAGCCAUUAGUUUUACAAAUGUGUGUUAUCUGUGCGCAUUUAACACAACGAAUUUUAACACUACGAUUUUUUGCUGGAGUUUUGACAGGCAUCCUUUUCACAAUAAUUUUUUAUCAUCAAAAAGAAUCUAUUGAUAAACCAAAAUUUCGUCCUGAUCAAUCGAAAUUUGAAUAUGAAAAAAAUCAAUUACCAUCAGAACAAAUUGACAGAAGUGAAUCAUCCUCAUCAUCAUCCAUAUGGAAUAGCUCAUGGGAUGGUUUAAAAAAGAUGAGUACUUAUCCACGACAUUUAUAUUUAAUUCGACAUGGUCAAUAUUUUGAUAAUGCUGCAAGUUUAAACGAAAUGAAAUUAACAAUACUUGGUAAAGAACAAUUAAAAUAUACUGGAAUGCGUUUAAAUCAAAUGAAUAUACAAUUUAAUCGUCUUAUUCAUUCUGGUAUGGUUCGUGCAUUUGAAAGUGCAACUAUAAUUAAUGAACAACUUGAUACAAAACUUCAAUUAAUUAAAGAUACAAAUUUAACAGAAGGUUUACCUGUUGCACCUGUACCUUACGCUGGAAUAUCUCAGCGAGAUGCUGAUGCUUAUGGUGAUAGACCAAGAAUUGAUACGGCUUUUGCAACUUAUUUUCAUCGAGCACAUAAUGAUCAACGUAAAGAAACACAUGAUAUUAUUGUAUUUCAUGCGAAUAUUUUACGUUAUUUUAUUUGCAAAAUAAUGCAAUUUCCAAUUCAAGCAUGGUUACGAAUAACAUUAAAUCAUGGCUCAAUAACACAAAUAACUAUUCUAAGUGAUGGAAGUAUUGUUAUGAAAAGUGUUGGUGACAGUGGUUUUAUUCCAUCAAAUAAAGUGACAUUCUAA